Verticillium alfalfae VaMs.102 is the source of this 504-nucleotide messenger RNA. RefSeq lists its product as hypothetical. The transcript has 2 exons. The record is from RefSeq and is a predicted model, not a curated record. Lineage: Eukaryota; Fungi; Ascomycota; Sordariomycetes; Glomerellales; Plectosphaerellaceae. Bases 1 to 504 code for a protein of 167 amino acids. Gene Ontology annotation, molecular function: oxidoreductase activity.
AUGCCCGGCACCAUCGGCGACACGACCGCCGCCGAGGUCCACCGCAGCCUCCUCGCCAACGUCCAGACGCCCGUGCUCAUCGUCGAGGCGUUCGUGCGCCGCCGCUUCUUCCGCCCGGGCAGCCGCAUCGUGUACCUGUCCUCCAUCCGCGCGCGCCAGCCGUGGAGCGGGCAGCUCAUGUACGCCGCCGGCAAGUCGGCCGGGGAGUCGCUCUGUCGGACCUGGGCGCAGGCCUUUGGCGGCAAGGAGGAGCGGUUUGCCUUCAUGGAGGGCACGACGGCGAAUGCCGUAUCCGUCGGUCUCACCGAGACGGAGGCCGUGAUGAACUGCGGGCCGGACGCCGUGCAGGCGUUUCAGGACGAGUUCUUCCCGUCGCAGAGCAUACCGCGGUUCGGACAGCCAGAGGACGUCGCCGAUGUCGUGGGCUUGCUGUGCAGUGAGGAUGCUCGCUGGAUCACGGGCUGUGUUGUCAGCGCCAGCGGAGGAGGCAUCAAGAUUGGAUAA